AUGUUCCCAAUAUCCGGCUCCCGUCUAAGGAUAUUGUCCAACACACUGAAUGCGCUUUCCGGGUCCCGGAUCAGGAACCCCAAUCCUAGCUUUGUCCAACUAUUACCGCCAAUAAAAACCCACUUGUUCACCUCCACCGCCCUCGUCCAUGCACGUCAACGACCGCUUCUACCAUCCGAUGCCGUAAGAAGAGUUCGACGCCCGUUGGGCCACUCCAGAUCGAGAUCGCGACCCCCGAGAGAUGCCUGUUACCCAGCCGCCCAAUCAAUCUAUCACCCCUGUGUCCGGAACUGGCUCCUGCCUCGAACGAACCAGGCCUUUGUGAACGGAACUGUUCUCAGGAUCCGCCGUCUUCGUCUCGUGAGCGAAACGUUUGCCCAGAGUCACCUCUUCUUGCAAUGCCUUUACUUUAUGUUGCGAUACCCAGCUCCAAAUCAGCCACUAGCAGACUCGGAUGGCCGGCCACCGGACGUCGGCGCUGCCGCCUCCAGAGCCAAUGUCCGACACUUCCGCAUCCACCCUGUUCGCCUUGCCGUGGCCGACCUGCGCCCUCUGCUGCAGCAUAGCGAAGAACUCUCUUUUACGUCAUCGACUGGUCGCAAUUUCCUGCCCGCGGCCUUCCCAACAUUAAUGUAA
Colletotrichum orchidophilum is the source of this 636-nucleotide messenger RNA. RefSeq lists its product as uncharacterized. NCBI's taxonomy places the organism in Eukaryota, Fungi, Ascomycota, Sordariomycetes, Glomerellales, Glomerellaceae. The transcript has 2 exons. The coding region runs from base 1 to 636 and encodes 211 amino acids. The record is from RefSeq and is a predicted model, not a curated record.